This is a messenger RNA of Vespula pensylvanica (western yellowjacket), 1125 nucleotides long. Its product is annotated as centrosomal protein 20-like. Lineage: Eukaryota; Metazoa; Arthropoda; Insecta; Hymenoptera; Vespidae. The record is from RefSeq and is a predicted model, not a curated record. Gene Ontology annotation, cellular component: microtubule organizing center. Gene Ontology annotation, molecular function: protein binding. Gene Ontology annotation, biological process: microtubule anchoring. Bases 298 to 672 code for a protein of 124 amino acids. The transcript has 4 exons.
CAAUAAACGUCAAACUAGCAGAAAGACGUUACUGUAGCAGGGACAAGUAAAGGCGACGGCAAAGCGUAAGAGGCAAGAGGGGAUUAAAUAGGCCACACUACAACUAAUGAGGUGCCAGCACAAUACAAUUGCAACGCAUGGAAGGAUCUAAGAUGUUUGGUAUCACUGAUAGAAUUUGGAGGUUGUUUUAAAUAAUAUUUUGAAGAAAUUUGAUAAAGCUUCAAAAUUCCAUUUAUAUACGUAUACGUGUGUAUACGAAUAUUAAUAUAUAUGUAUUGAUAUAACUGUACUGAUAAUAUGACAACGGAAAAAGAUUUGGUAAAUGCGGUAAGAGAAUCUUUAGAAGCUGGUGGAGAGCUUGGUCGUAUAAGAGCUGAAAUGCGAACUGAAGUUUUCAAAUUAUUAGAUAGUUCUAAUAUGGAAAAUAAAACACAAAAUUCCAAACAAUCUUCUGAUAUUGUUAUUUUCAAUGAGCUUGUUCGCGAAUAUUUAAAUUGGAUGGGAUUUAAAUACAGUUCAACUGUAUUUGUUGCAGAAUGCGAUCUUUCAAAACAUCCUUAUGAUCGAACAUUACUGGCACAAGCUUUAGGAAUAAAAGAAACUGAUACAAGCAAAAAGUUGCCCUUGCUUUGUGGCAUAAUAGAUACAUUGAAGCAUAUGAAAAAUACAUAAGAAAUUAUAUAUUAUAUGUAUCAACGAAGUUUGCUUAUUAAGCACAUUUAUUUUUAUAUCGCAUUAUAGAACUUCUAUAUGAAUCAAACAUUAAUAUCUGUCAAUAAUUUAUGAUAUAAAUUAUAAUAAUGUCAUUCAUUUUGUAUGCACUUAACAUUUAGAUUCAAAAUAAUACAUUGAAUACUGCAUUAAUCGAUAUAAAUGAUAUUGAUAAAGGUUGAAAUAUUUAUAUAAUUUUAGUUUUCCUUUGUAUUUAUAAAAACUGCAACAUUAGGCUUACUUCAUAAAUUGUAUUUAUUUACUUCUUAAAUUGUAUUUUGUUGUACUGAUUAAUUUUCUAUUUGUAAUUGUAUUAAUGUAAUAUUCUAAUGAGUACAUAAGCUGUAAAUUUUUUACAUUAGAGUAUACAUGAAAAAUUAGGUUUUAAUGUAUAAAUAAAUUUAAAAAGACAUU